Leishmania mexicana MHOM/GT/2001/U1103 is the source of this 2430-nucleotide messenger RNA. RefSeq lists its product as hypothetical. The record is from RefSeq and is a predicted model, not a curated record. Bases 1 to 2430 code for a protein of 809 amino acids. Lineage: Eukaryota; Euglenozoa; Kinetoplastea; Trypanosomatida; Trypanosomatidae. The transcript has a single exon. Gene Ontology annotation, biological process: protein transport. Gene Ontology annotation, cellular component: cytoplasm.
AUGUCUCACAAACGCCGCUCCUCUAAGGAGAUGAAGCCGGAGGUGGUACUGCUGCUGCGCCACCAAUCUCGCUACCCCGGAGACCUUCUUGAAGGCGUCGUCAUUCUCGAUAUACCUUUUCCGAGCGACAUCCUCGCACUGGAGGUGCGGCUCUGCGGAGUUGAGCGGUCAAUUCUGGGCGGGCUUUUUUUGACGGACAAAAACCCGGAGGCACGCAAGACGACCUACUAUGAGCAGUUCAUCACGCUGAGAGGCGUCGAUCAUGACCUACUGGAUUCGAAGCGCUCACUGCGGAAUUGCCGCCGCAUCGCUGAGGCACAGGGACUCCGAACAGGGCUCAACAGUGUGUCGCGUCAACUGUCAUUGCCUGAAGGCGACGUGGUGCCGGAACUCUCAGCGUCCGUGAUCCAGAGCGCUUCGGAGGCGGCGAUCCAUCUAAUCCCUGGCACCUACUCGUAUCCGUUCUCGCUAGUCCUUCCAGACAACCUGCCCGCAUCAUGUGAGCUGUAUCGCGGGCACGAUGGCCGCUGCGUGCUGCAUUACCAUACCGUUGCCUCGCUCAUGAUGACAAGCGGCAAGAUCUACACCUCCGAGGCGCAACUCCGCAUAAACCCGCUGCCCGUGCAGGUGCAGCGCUGGUAUCAGCUGCACGAAGAUGAGCAGCAACUCUGCGGAGCUGCGGUGGACAGCGGCGGUGCAUACGACAACGAGACCGAGUCUCGUCUUGGUGUCCUAUCACGCCUCAUGUCCUCAGCUGGUACAACGCGAGAGGAUAAGAUGGAGUGGGGUUCUGAAAUCGCAAAUCAGCGACGCAUACGUCACUAUCGCCAGUUUCCCGAGGACCAGCUCAUGCUCGAGGCUGCCGUCUACGCAGAGACAGCUGGCAAGCGUGCGGAGAGAAAGAAACGCCGGGCGUGCGAGCGGGCCGCCAGGGAAAGGGGCUCACUACUAGUGGCGGCCGACACGAUGGCUGUGACGAAUGGUAGCGCAAGGAUACUGCAGAAUCAACGGGAGCUGGAAGAGGCGGAGAAGCGGUCCUUGGACAGCGAGGAUGGUGCUGCCGACGCGGCGAACGAGCUGGAUGACGACGCAGAUAACAAGGUGUACGACUUUGGGCCAGAGGUCUCCUCGCCUAGGGCGGUAGCAAGUAUUAGAGGCGAAAAAGAGUAUGGCAACGGCGAAUUCUACAGCAACAGUGGAGGGGCAAAUGUGGGGAGUCGCAGAGCGCUCGAGAACAGGGGUAAGAAGAAGCAGCAUCAUCACUCUCACGAGAGGGACGCGAUUGACUCGUCGGCCAACACUGCCAUGGUGGAGAACAACGUGGAUAAACUCACAUUCACGCCGCCCGGGGGAGAGCUUCCGGCGCCCAUGGCGGUGCGGCGCGUCAACCAAGCGGAGGCCGUCUCACACGAGACGGCGCACGGGAGCACCGAAGAGGGGAGGGAGUGGAAGCAGCCCCGCGGCACGCACCCACACCGCCUCCGCAGCCGCUUCCAGCCACCACCUUGGAACCAAGAGUUUUCCAUCCACCUUCGAAGUGGGUUUCUGCGCACAGGCAAGGUGAAGGUUCUCCUCUCGCUCCGCAGCCCGCUAGUGACGGUCGGUGUCGGCAAGGUCGGCGCGACCGUCCUCAUUGACAAUUCCGAUGGCAGCGGGACAAUCUCACGCGUCAAGUACUCCCUUGUCACACAAUGCUACAUCCGCACCAAAACAGAGGUCUACAACUUCCAGGCCGACACAGUGGAAACGAGCUCCGACGUUAAUGUGGAGAAAGGCAAGGUGGUGAAGUUGCCAGAGGUGGAGCUACCGGUACCGAACUCGACGCCCCUCACCAUACUGACAGAGGGUAUGGGCGCCUUCACCUUUCUGAGUGUACGGCUCUACGUGGACACCGCCCUUAAGACGUUCUCGAGGUCUGUGGCGACGGAGGUGGUGCUCGUGUCGGCGCAGGAUCUACUCAACUGUAGCCGCCGCCUGCUUCGCUGGACGUGCUUCUUCCGCCGCCGCAACGGUGAGGACGCCCGCGACUUCACCUUGCGCCCGCCCACGAUCAACCUCUCCGAGAAGAACUCUAAGCUGCGCGUUAUCGACGCCGGCAACAGGGGUGCCGUCAGGGUGCAGCUCGGCCCCUCGCUGCAGAGCGACGAUGCAGACACGUCCGUCAUGGCAGCAUCUGCGGUGAGUCGCUCUAUGCGCAUCCUGCGCACGAGCCGGCGCAGCUCCAAGGCGGCGCCACCCAUCGACGUGCGGCUGCUGGCCAAAACACUGAACUACGAGGAGGCCCUCUUUGUGCCGCGCGAUGACGAGGAUGGGUCGAGCUUCCCGCGGCAUGUGGAUCCUUUGGCGGGGCUCAAUCCGUUUGUUGCUCCGGUCAGCGACGUCAUAAGCAACCUGGCAGAAGGUGAUAACUACGAGACGCUGUGUCGCUAG